AUGUCGAACACCGCCCUCACUGUCGUGGCCAGAGAUCCCGCACCGGGUUACUAUGUCACUCACCCGAAUGGCCAGAACUCAUUCUACCACCUUGAUAGCUUUGUGGACCCCUGGCUGCCCGACUCGCAGAAAGAAGUAGUGCUCAUUCAGCACGGAUGCGCACACACGAGCGAAUUCUUCUAUCACUUCGUUCCCCGACUCAGCCGAGACUAUAUUGUCAUUCGCCGCGAUGCCCGCGGUCAUGGACGAUCAUCGUACCCCAAGCGGAUCUCGCCAUGGAGCGACACGGAGAACAACAUCUACGAAGGGGGUUACGACUACACCCCGGCCACCAUCGUCAACGAAAUCGUCGACUUCCUCGACCAGCUGAAGAUCCAGCGCGUGCAUUUCCUGGCCGAGGCGACAUCCGGCGAGAUCGGCACCAUCCUGGCUGCUACGCACCCUGCCCGCGUGGCAUCGCUGGUGACCAUGUCAUCGCCAACUAUGCUGCCUCCCGCGGCGAUUGAUCUCUUUCGCGUGGGCAAAGCUUCCUGGGCGGAGGCCGUCAUGGAGUUGGGGGCCCGCGGGUGGGGCGAAGAGAUGGCCAAACGGCCCGGCACUCUCCCGGUUCACAGAGGCAAAGAGUACAUUCGGUGGUGGUAUGAGCAGGCUGAUAGGAUCCCUAGGGAGGGGUUGGCUGGUUAUGUGAUAUUCCUGUCCAAGCUGACCUCACGGCCCUACCUCCAGGGAGUGAAGUGCCCAAUGCUGAUCCUAGCUCCCACGAACAGCGCUGCUGUGCCCAUGGAGGAGUCACUGUAUGUGCAGUCACAGGUGCCCCAUGCGAAGCUGGUGCCAAUCGACGGCCCAGGGCAUGAGAUCUACUCAGAGCGAGCAGAGGAGUGUCUAGACGCCAUCUGUGCAUUCUACAAAGAGAUUCGAAAACUCGUCUUCGUCAAGGCCAUUGUCAUGACAUAA
This is a messenger RNA of Phialemonium atrogriseum, 954 nucleotides long. Its product is annotated as Alpha/Beta hydrolase protein. The record is from RefSeq and is a predicted model, not a curated record. Gene Ontology annotation, molecular function: monoacylglycerol lipase activity. Gene Ontology annotation, cellular component: mitochondrion. Bases 1 to 954 code for a protein of 317 amino acids. Gene Ontology annotation, biological process: acylglycerol catabolic process. Lineage: Eukaryota; Fungi; Ascomycota; Sordariomycetes; Cephalothecales; Cephalothecaceae. The transcript has 2 exons.